CAUUCAAUAGAGUAAUCAUAGACAACGUGGUACUAAAGGAGUGAAUACGAAUGAAAAGUCUGUGGGUGGAUAUGAAAUGAAAGUCCGCCAUAUCUACACGUCUUUCCAAUAGUGACUUGACUUUCGUAUUAUUUUGUGUUAGAUAGCUCGGUUGUGUAGAUAUUUGUUUUAAUUUAAUUAAUUUUAGUUCGACCACUGCACGGUACAUGGUGUUCGCGUAACUCGCAGACCUUCGCCGGAAGAUCACCAUGGAGUCCCCAAGAAAAUUCAACGAUUGUUACUUCUACUAUUAUUCCACAUGCACUAAGGGGGACAACUGUGUGUUCCGACAUGAACCUUCAGCCCUGGGCUGCGAGACCAUGUGCACGGCCUGGCAGCAGGGUAAAUGCAUGGACAAACGGUGCAAACUCCGCCAUAUGGAGCUCAGGAAAAACCGCAAGCAGAUCCCUUGCUAUUGGGAGAACCAGCCGGGCGGCUGCCGCAAGAAGCACUGCCCGUUCAUGCACAAGAACCCGGACGCUCGCACUGACGGCAUCGCGCCCAGCCAGCCUGUCCCGCAGCAGCCCAUCGCCGGGCAGCCCGUGGCCGGCGCGUCGGAGAGCGCGGAGCCGGCGGCGCCGCCGCUCAGCGUGGGCGUGGCCGCGCCCGCGCCCGUGCCGCUCUUCUGGCAGCAGCAGCGCCAAGUAGUGCUGGACCCGGCGAUCCUGGACGCGCUGCCGGCGGCGGGCGGCGGCGAGCUGCCGCUGCGGCGCCUGGUGGGCGGCGUGCCGCACGUGGGCGUGCACGCGCCGCACGCGCACGCGCACGCGCACGCGCACGUGCACGACGCGCCCAACCCCUACCUCAACCAGGACCCGCUCGUCGUCAACUUCGAGGAAGAGUCCGAUAACGAGAGCGCGCCCUCCUCCACGCCCACCAAGCCGGGCUCGUGCUCGUCGCCGCGGGACAAGCAGGCGCACGAGCUGCUGCUGCUCGAGCGCAUACAGGCCGAGGCCGCCGCCUACUACAGCUACGAGAGCCUCGGGCCCGACCCGUCCAAGGACCGCAAGAUCGUCCGCACCAACCUCUCCACCAAGUACGACCGACUCUCACUUGACGAAAUCGCAGGUAAAAAGGCCACCGAGCGCCGCAGUUCGCUCGACUUCAAAAUACUCUCCCUGGAGGAGAUCCGAGCUAGAAAGAAAAGCGACGCCAUCGUCCACAGCGCGCCCAUCACGCUUAACUUGAGAAAAAGAAAAUUAUCUACGCAAGAAUCUGUCACGACUACCGGUGAUAAAAUCAUAAAAGUCGUUAGAAGUAAUUCUAUUGUUUACAAAAAAGUCGAUCAUAACGCUCCUCCGACUAACCAGUCUAAACCAGAGCAGAGGCUCAGUGACAGUGGCGACGCCAGCAGAAAACGAACCUUAUCAGAACAGAGCGACGUUUACGAGGUCCAAGUAGACGAAUUAGUAGACAACUGCCACGAGUUCAAAAAAAUAAAACUGGCAGAAACCACAUCGAAACCUAGACUAAUUAGAAAUAGGAGUAGUAAUAGUGAGGCUAAGGAGCCAGUAGCUGCUAAGGCGGAUGACUCAGACACAGAAGUACAAAUAGUAAGUAUCGAUAUAUCAGACUGCACAAACGUAGAUUUAUCUUAUGAUGAAGACAAUAGUAAAACGGCCGAGCCCGUGGAUGUCGUAGAUCUCAGUGACGACGCGGACGACUGCGAAGUCACGAUAUCAGACUACGACCUAGGUCUUAUCAAGAACGUUCCUGAUGUAGUCGCUAGUUGUCAAAAGAACUCAAAUUCGGAAAACAUUGAUAGAGAUCUUAUUAGUGACAUAGAUAAUAUUUUGAAUGACGUGUUAUGAUUUCGGAUUCUAGUCUUAAUUACAUAUACGAAGAACGUACAAAGUCUUAGGUUUAAAGUUAGUGUAUAAGGGAUUCAAAUUAUAAGUGUUCACUACAACUCGUAGUAUUGUUUUACAUCUUACAAAUCUACUGUUUCUGAAAUUGUUAAUGCCAUUGUUGCAAUUUUUCUAGUGUAGUUUAGGAGCUGUUAAAAGGAUGCGUUUUAUUUAUUGUGAUGUUAAUGCAUGUUUUUGGAAAGUUAUGUUAGUAAAUUAGUGGCACGCCCCAUUUAACGAUGUGGCAAGAAUAUUGUCUCUACUUUUUGAGCUACUUAACCUUUUUGACGCCAAUGACGUAUAUAUCCGCACCAUAGGUCCAACACCAGAGACGGAUUAAUCCGUCAUCGACCACAGAGCAACAUAGACCUACGUGCUGCAUAAAGUUCAAUUUCAGUUUAAACACUUCGUCGUCCGAGUGACAGCUUUUGUGUUUGACACGGUGUCAAAAAGGUUAACUAUGGUGUCAAGCUGAAAAGGAAAUUGCACUGCCAGAAUCGCCUUAGAUGAAUAAUUAGAAAUAAGAAGUCAAGAUUUUGAUCCAAAAAUGUAAUAUACAUACAUAAUGCUGAUAAUAAAACGUACCGACGCGACACAAUUCUUAUUCACAAAAGAAGUUCAUAUUAAUAUGUUUACACCUUAGUUUUAAUUAUAAUAAAUUCGAAACGAAUCCCUCAUGAGUUGAGGCGUCACUAAAGAUUUUUGUGCCUGGGCACAUGAUACAUACACAACGUUUUGGGCUUAGCGGUUACCUAGGUUAGUAAGCACAGUGUCAUAGAGUAUCCAGCCUUAGAACCGAAAAUAUUUGAUUAAAGUACUGUCAGCAUCAAAUGUAAAAUAGAUAAUUUAAAAUUAAGCACCUUGUUAAAACUAAUAAUUUAACCAGAAUUAUUUGGAACUGAAUAAGUACAAACAAAGAGAAUUUAAAAUAGAGGGGGAUUGUCAAAGAAAACUUUGUAGCCAAAAUUUACUGCUAUCUUUCGAAACAUGAUUAAGGAUCAAAGUCAAAUGGCGUUUUAAAAGUUUUAAUCAUGUUUCGAAAGAUGGCAGUAAAUUUACUGUGGCUACAAAGUUUUAUUUGACAAUCCACCUCUAUUUUUUAAUUUACUUUGGUACAAUCUAUUGGACUAAAGUUUGAUGCUAGUUGUACUUGAAAUAACAUAAUUACACAAUAACAAUGUUAUCAUUGUGGAGUCAUCACACUUAACCCCUUAACUUAUAAUUAUAACUGCGAUAUAUGGUUGCAUAUGCGGUAAAGGGUUAAAAAGGUUCAGUAUUUCGGUUCUAAGCCUUUUGCACGCUUAUAUGACCAUUCGUAGACUGUUGCUAAUCUAAAGUCUUGAUCACAUAAGCGUAUCAAUGUGGUACGAUUGAAACAGGCUUACUACAGUAUGAUUUGUGAUACAAAUUACAUUACUUUGUUAAAGAGACUCACAAAUAUGCAACGAACAUUAAAUAAAUUAUUUACAACUUACGGUUAAAAGCCCUGUCUUUUUGUAGAAAUCUAAGGGGGAUUUUUAUAAUUGUUUUAUUGGUUUCUCCUAAAAUUUUAUAAUCCAAUCUUGUGUUAAACAUUUCUUAUUAAGUCCAGUCUGUUAAAAUAUGUGCGUGAAGAAAACAGGCAAGGUAGGUACAGGUAUUUAAAAUACUUCUAUGCACGCGUGCCGGAAUGAGCACUUUCCGUGCAUAUGUCGAAACUUUAAAGAGUCAUAUGUACUGUAAAACGUUGUACGAUACACGUGCGAAUGGGUAAUUCGCAACUCUCGAAAAUGUUGUAUGGGUUAUUUUUUAUUUUCUGCACUUGUAUCGUAUAUAACUAUUCCUCACACAUCAAUUUAACAGUCACAUUUUCCAACUUUUAAAAUCAAUUGAAACCUGUAUACUCCCUUGGUAAAUCCUACUUCUUAGCCUCCCUUUUGAGAUCUGAAUUCCUGCCCCGUAUACAUAAUGGAAUUUGUGGUUUCUCUAACCACUCGCAUGCGUUUGGUAGUUACCAGCUGUCAGCCUUAUUUUAUUAUAAUAAUAGAAGUCACUGAAAAAUAUCAAGCACAUAGCCAAUAAAAAGAUACCUUGUGUAGAUACAAUAAGGUAUCUUUUGACAUGGUAGCCACAUAAUUAUUUCAUUCAUAGGGCACUUAAAUACAUUAUUGCAGAAGUAAUUUUAGUCAUAUCUCUCAAAUAUAGACCAUAUUGCAACUAUACAAGAUUCACUUCAAAUACUUUCGGAAAUGAUAUAUUAUUUAAGUCACAAUUUUAGUUUCCUCUGACAAAAAAUGUUAAUUUGCGAUAUAAAUUAUUAGUCAUAUUUUUUGGAUUUUGCCUACGUACUAUGUUAUGUUAGUGACAUAUACAACAAAUAUACAAGGCCGCCGGGCGAGGCCUGCAGCCCAUACUUACUACUAUAUCUUACCUAACCUAUCUACUUUGUGUUCAUUAUCAUAAAAAAUAAAUUUUAACUAUUAACACUUACCACGAAUUGUAGUAAUUAAAGCAGAAUGGUUAUUUGUAUAUAGACACCUUAUUAUGAAAUUAACAUUGUAUUUUAAGUAUAUCAAUUUUAAAUACCUAGUAAUAAUUUUAUUUAAGUUCAACCUUGAUAGAAAGAAGCAAUAGUAUGUAAAAUUAAUAUAUUUGGGACAAAAUAACAUUAUUUGAAUCUCUUUAAUGAUAUCAAGUGUUGUUUAAUAAUUCUUAUUAGCAGGGGACCAUUUCUCGAACGAUAUUAGUCUAUAGUUAUUUACGAUACAAGUGCAGAAAAUAGGAAAUUCGCAAAGAGUGCUGAUAAAUUAAAACACGAUCGAAGGGAGUGUUUUAAAUCGACACGAGUUGCGAAUUACCUAUUCGCACGUAUAUCGUAAUCGUACAACGUUUUACAGUACAUAUGGCUCUUUAAAGUUUCGACAUACGCACAGAAAGUGCUCAUUCCCGCACGGGUGCGGGAAAGUAGCACCAUAUGUACCUUUGUAACUAGGUAGUUUUAUUUGGCAGUUAAUUUAUUUGUUAAUUAGCUAUCCAAUACUUGGACAUUGUGAAACAGGCCCUUAGUCUAAUACCCUUUUGAGAAAUGGGCCUCAGGUGUCUAUUUAAAAUAAUCACUGCAUGCUUUAUUGAAAGUUAAUUUCUGAAUAUAAUACUUUGAGCCCAGAUUUGUGCUCUUCCAUAUUUGUGGCAUGACUACUGGAUAUGUUUAUUCUUGCACUUGUGCAGAAACAAUACAAUAAAAUGGUUUUCUUACGAUCCGUUCCCACUA
Molecule: messenger RNA, 5136 nt
Organism: Cydia pomonella (codling moth)
Lineage: Eukaryota; Metazoa; Arthropoda; Insecta; Lepidoptera; Tortricidae
Product: zinc finger CCCH domain-containing protein 11A-like
Exons: 7
Coding region: 249-1850 (533 amino acids)
Molecular function (GO): metal ion binding
Source: RefSeq, a predicted model, not a curated record